Phytophthora sojae is the source of this 240-nucleotide messenger RNA. RefSeq lists its product as hypothetical. The annotation marks the transcript as partial. Lineage: Eukaryota; Oomycota; Peronosporomycetes; Peronosporales; Peronosporaceae. The transcript has a single exon. The record is from RefSeq and is a predicted model, not a curated record.
AUAUUGGAGCAUCUAAAAUGUGGAAACGCAUCCGAGGAAGCGUUGGCAGUCGUAGCGGAUUGCUACCACAAGUUUGAUUUGUUCAUGGGGCAUCGUCUCCGAGUUGUGAACCAACAGCGGGCACUUCAUGACAUCCUGCAAAAUAUGCGGCAACGUAGUAUCGAUGGUCUCGGCUCCGAUGAGAUCCUUUUGGUGAUAGAUUUCAAAAUGAAAGUCGAGCCCAUGUACUUUCGUGAAAAA